AUGCAAUCAGCGACCAAACCCAUCCGUGAUAUGAAACGCAACGAUGACCUCGUUGGAGUGGAAGUUACGGCAAAACACAUAUUUGGGUUUAAUUCGAGGGUCCGCAAUCAUCCGAUUUUCGUAGACGAAGUUACGGUAGCAUAUGCGGCUGCUCACUACGUGAUUAUUCAUAAUACCGAGACCAACACUCAAAAGCUUCUACCAAAUCACAGUGGUUCUAUUGGAGUGACAUGUUUGGCACUGUGUCCGGAGAACAGAUAUUUAGCGGUCGCAGAAAGCUUCCUCGUCAAUCGCCAACAAGAAAGCAAUUCUCUCAUUACUGUUGCUGUCACUCCCACUCCCACUACUACCGCGAUGGGUACCUGGAUUGCAAAUUGGUGUUUGGAUAAAGUCCCAGUUGGUGCCUCGAGACUACUUGCAUGGUCUAAGAUAGCAGCACCGGUAGCGGCAGCAAACAAGAGAAUGUCCAUCAGAGGGCUGUCUGCAGAAGGUUCGGUGGUCGCGGGGACGCGGUUCCCGUCAGUUAUUGUGUGGAAUUAUGAAGAUAGAAAAUGUGAGAUUCAUGAGAAGUUCGAUGAGGAAGUUUGUUGUGUGGCAAUCCACCCCAACGGUUUUGGGAUGAUAGUUGCUCUGGCGGGAAGAAUUAGGUUGAUGAACUUACUGAUGGAUGCUAUCCAACCUUACAAGGAUCUUCCAGUGAGGAAUAGUCGAGAAGUUAAAUACGCCCAUGGGGGUCAUCUUUUUGCGGUGGCGGGAUCGGCUAAUCAAGUUCAG
This is a messenger RNA of Perkinsus marinus ATCC 50983, 774 nucleotides long. RefSeq lists its product as hypothetical. The record is from RefSeq and is a predicted model, not a curated record. The annotation marks the transcript as partial. Lineage: Eukaryota; Perkinsozoa; Perkinsida; Perkinsidae. The transcript is spliced from 7 exons. Gene Ontology annotation, molecular function: protein binding.